Messenger RNA from Raphanus sativus (radish), 4340 nucleotides. RefSeq lists its product as uncharacterized. The record is from RefSeq and is a predicted model, not a curated record. Bases 343 to 3303 code for a protein of 986 amino acids. Lineage: Eukaryota; Viridiplantae; Streptophyta; Magnoliopsida; Brassicales; Brassicaceae. The transcript is spliced from 2 exons.
AAUUAAAUAAUUUAUUAUUAUUAACAAAGGAAUAAACGAAUUUUCUUCUCUCACGAGCGAACUUUCCCCCGAAGAAGAAGAAGAAGAAAGAGGUUUUCUCUCAGAGACGCCACCGUCGUUACCGGAGCUAGAGUCGGUGAAUAUCGUUAACGGAGUAUAUACACACACAUACAUACAAAGAGAUUUGGGAGAUGCGAGUGCGCAUCGGUGUUAACUCGCUUGACCUCCUAGGGUUUCGUCUUCUCGCUUAUCGCCGGUGGAUCUUGUCAAAUGGGAGAUAGAAGAACCUUUUUACCUCCUAAGGGUGUUCAACGUUGGUGGGGUUAUUGUACGUGAAGCAGUAUGGUGCUCGAGGAUUUCUUUACCCUGACGGAACUAAAAGAUGGACUCACUGUCACUUCUCGUGUCGAAGAGCUCGUGUCUGUCAUGCGGAGUAAUAAAGACUCUGUUUUGAAGGAUGCUGGCGAUGCUUCUAGACAAUGGGCAGCGGUUGCAAGCACGAUCGCGGUCACGAAGAGCAGAGAGUGUCUUGAUGUUUUUGUAAAUUUAGAUGGGGUUCGGUACUUGAGUAGCUGGCUGGCAGAAGCGCAGACGUUGGGUAAUGAUAAAUCUGUAGAGGAGUCGAUUCUUGCUUUGUUAGAAGCUGUUGGAAACCUAGGUGUAGAUGGCUCGAGGUUAGUUUCUUCUGGGAUAUGGGUUGCUGUCAAGAAACUUGUUGACCAUGGUAGUUCUCGUGUUCAGGAUCAGGCGAGAAAGCUCUUUGAUAGUUGGAAGGAUAAAGUAGUUAACGACCAUUCUGAACGUGACAUUGAAAGCUGUAGCAAAGCUAAUGAAGAUGAGAUGAGAGUUGUAGCAGUAAGCAUGGAGAGCAGUGGGCUAAAAUCAGCUGUUACUCUUUGUUCAACGCAAAGUAGUAAUGAAAAACAGUGUCCUGAAAUAGCAGAUGUAGCCUUGCCGUCAGGAAGCUCAGGAGAAAAAAACUCAGAUCAGGAUAAGGGUUUGGAACUGCAGAAUGACAAGGUUGGGUUUACCUCGAACGUGAACUCUCACUGCUCUAAUAAGAUGACUGAGACUUUGAAUGAAUCUUCCACCGAUGUUGUUAUGAAAGAUGUUCAAGAAAACCUUUCACCGAAGGGAAAAGGCUCCAUGAGAGAGACUACUGUGCCUACUGUCUCUAGUAGCCUUCUUAGCUCGGAACGUGGUAGUGUUGAAGGCGCAUCAAAUGCUCCGCUAGGUGCUGAGAUAUCCAAGGAGAAGCAUAUGGGAACCUAUGGAGAUUUUCCUGAAAAAAUGGGUGGAGCUGUAGCAGUGUCAUCUAGUUCAGCAGGACAUGUAGCUGUGUCUUCUGAUUCUGUUAUUGCCAGUAUGGAGUUGGAGAAAAAUAGUCUUUUGCAGAGUAGUCUUGAUUCAAAUGAGGUGAGCAGGAAUGCAUCUGAGACAAUAUGUGGGUCUCACGAUGUGAGUCUUGCCCAUAAUAGCAAACAUGUUCCUUCCUUGGCUCAUGUAAUAGACAAUCAGGAUUCUGACAAUUCAUCAAGACUGUCAGGUCAUGGAAGAACUAGUAAAGUUGAGAGUGACAGUAUGACUGCUCAUGCUGAGAAUGAAGACAAAAAAGAAGAUAAGGGACAUUUAGACAUAAAGAAGAAAGUAAAACGGAAAAAAAACCGCAGGUCUUCUAGAUCAAUGACCAUAUCCCAGCGCCUAGGAGCAAUUGACAAAACAACCGCUGAUAUAGACCUGGGCAUUUUAGAUGCCUUGGAGGUAGCUACCAAAGUCGCACAGGAAGUGGCAAGAGAAGUGGACUCUGGGGAAGCUUCUCACAGUUCUUCAGAAGAACUUUCUGAUGAAAGCGGGCAGUCUGUUUCGCAAGACUCCCACGAUGAUGAGCUACAGACGGGUUUUCCAUCUAAGGGACUGUCAAUGGGUGAAAGCCAUUCCGUUGAGGAACCGCAUGUUGGAGAUGACGAUGUAAUGGAUGAGAAGGAUAACAAACUUGAGAAUGAGAUGAUGGACAGUGAUGAUGUUGAAGAGAAGCACCUGUCAGCAGCUGCUAAAUCCAAAGUAGGCAGAGAGAAAAGCCCAUGUGGCUUUGAUCUCAAUGAUGAUAUUUGUCCGGAUGAAACAGAUGACGUUAUGUCUAUUUCACAUUCUGGUACGCCUGCAGCCGCACCGUUGCAGUUAGAAAGAUCUCUUAGCGCGAAAGGAUCGGGUGCUAGUAGUGUAUCUCACUCAGAACUACCUCGUAAAGUUCCUAGCGGGGAUUCAAGGGAAAAGCAGGUGAUAUGUAUCGAUCUAAAUGUAGCUGAUGUAGGAGAUGAUGAAGUUGAAGAUCAAACUCCCUGGAAACAGUUUCCUUUCACCUCAUCAAACUCUCGGGGUGGAGAGUCCUCCUCACAUGAAGCUAAUCUCCGAGGAUCAAGCAGGUUCAACCUGGAUUUGAAUUGUACGAACGAGGACGAUGACAUGCCUCCGCCUUCUCAGUUGAAGAUGGAAACGAGAUUAUUUCUAAGUCACAAGGGUCAGGCAAGCGCGUCACCUGUCUCUUCAUUGUCAGUUGCUCAGCAAUCAAGCAAGGAAGUAAACUUCGACUUGAAUGACAGGCCACAGUUUUUCAUGGAGUCACGUGAUCAGGGUCCCUACUAUGGGCAGCAACCAUGGAGCACAGCCCCCUAUGGAGGUCAAAAAUUGGAUGGACCAGCUCUCUCUUUAUUGGGUACAAAAGUGGACGUUGACCGAAAAGAGACUGUAUCCCAGAUGGCUUCGUUCUUGUCCAAUGGUAAGUCACUCGAGACAGCAGCAGGAUUGUUCAUGGGAAGAACGGGAAACUCGUUGGGUAUAGCCCCUGGUGUAUCCUUUUCUCCAGCUCCUAUAUAUGGAUACAACGGAUUUACUGGUCCUCCUGGUAUGUCAAUGUCACCAUCGCCCAUGUAUGUUCCUGGAACAGCUAUUCCGUACAUGGUGGACGCAAGGGGUACGCCAGUGAUGAUGCCUCAGAUGAUGGGAUCGGCCCCAUAUGGGCAGCCACCAUUCCCACCUCAGCAACACAUGUUCAUGAACGUGGCGGGUGGAUCUCCUAGUCUGAAUGGGUCAUUGCAGCCACGCUUUGAUCAGAGUUCUGGGUUUGGUGGGGUUGAGAUGGGCAACAGAGAGUCGUUGAGUUUGAGGCAGUUUCUAUCACCGGGGGAUAUGGGAGAGCAUUCGAGAGCAAGCGUAGAGCCUUCAUCGAGUUUGUCUAUUGGCAUUGGUGGGAAGCGGAAAGAGCCGGAUACACCACGUUGGGAGUUCCCUCCUCCAUGGAGGUGAGUGGAGAUUGGGUUCUUCAAUAGGUUGAUGGAUUGGUUGAUUGGCCAGAGAAUGACAGAUGUGUUGGGAGGUAACUUAUAAUUUGUCUUGAUGAACUUUCUCUUUUUCUUUUUUUUCUCCAUCAGUUUUCCCCGUUCAUUCAGGUUUUUAUUUGAUAACAUAUAUAGGUGGAUUAGUUCAAACAUUGGUAUAUGUCAAACUUUUUGUUAAACUUGUUGGGUAUUUUCUCCAUAAAAUAAAAUUUAUAUAGUUUUUAAGAAAAAGUGUUUACCUUCUGUUACUUUUAGUCAUGGUACUUGCAGUUCUCUCAGCUCUGAAUAACUGUGUCAUACAACUCAUCAAACCAACCAAGCAAUGUCCUAGAAACAGAGUUUGAGCUGGUGGUAAAGAACCAAGUUCAUGUCUUCUCGUCUCUCACGCAUUUCAUGUCACUGAUUAGAACAAUAGUUAGACACACUCAGCCGUUGCAUAAUUAGAACGAUAACAUCAAAGCAGCCAAACAUUAACAGAGAGGGGAAGUAGAAGAAGAAUCAUCCAGAGACUGUUUCAUUGUUUGGUUUCGAAUGUUCGAUGUCAAUAAAAAUGCUACCAUCCAAUAGUCCAUUUCCACGUGUCUUAUAAAAAAAAGAUAGCCGUCCGAUCAUCCAACAAGGACGUGAGGUGUAUCACCGUCGACUUGGAUUAUUCAAGUCGUCCAUCCACUAAUCCACGCUACAACAAUGUCGAUCCACGUCAAGAACGAACCUUGCUCCAAUACAAAACUCCCACGUGUUUUUUCCAGUAACAUUGAACCGUUAGAUCUGCCACGUUGGCAAACUAAGACGAAACACUCAGGAACCGAAGUGUACGAAACUACACAGUUCACUAAAUCAUGUCUUAUUUAAUUUGAAGGAUCUUUCUUGGAGCUGAGUGAAUAAACCUCAUAAGCUAGCAAUCUAGUGAGAGAGAGGCCUACGGGAUCUAAUAACAAUGAGGAAGAGGACGCUAGUGUCCGUGUUGUUCCUUUUCUCACUUCUCUUCCUUCUUCCAGAUCAAGG